AUGGAAACUAGCAUCUUUUCACAAGUGGAUAUUGGUGCUGAUGAAAUAAGUCAUUUGGACGAAGAUAAUUUAAUCGGCCAUGGUGGUAACGGAAAGCUGCUUGAUGAAGAUUAUGUGACAAAAAUUGCUGAUUUUGGUGUUGCUGAAAUAUCUCAGACGGGUUUUAGCUUUUUUGCUGGUACACAUGGUUAUAUUUCUCGAGUUUUGGGAACAAAGCUAUAUCCCGAUGAAGCAGCAGUGGCAAGUUAUAAUGUUGCUUGUUGUUACUCUAAGCUAAACCAGUUAUCCCUCUAUAUAUGUAGAUUAAAUCCCUCAACCACAUUUUUCAAUGAUUAG
Molecule: messenger RNA, 336 nt
Organism: Vicia faba (fava bean)
Lineage: Eukaryota; Viridiplantae; Streptophyta; Magnoliopsida; Fabales; Fabaceae
Source: the annotation of a GenBank genome assembly